AUGGCCUCCUUAACGAUCACCUUGAACGAUGGUAACAAAAUCCCUUGGCUGGGGUUUGGGACAGGUACCGCCUUCUUUGGAAAGGACGCGGAGGAUGCAACCCGAAUGGCAAUCGAACACGAUCUUCUUCACCUGGACGGCGCUCAGCUUUACAAGAACGAGGAGUCUCUCGGCGCAGCAAUUGCUGCAUCGGGAAAGCCCCGCUCUUCGUUUUACAUUACAACGAAGCUCGAGAAAAUUUCUCUGGGACGAACCGUCCGCGACAUGCUCGUGACAUCCUUGGAGAAAUUACGACUUGGUUUUGUCGACCUUUUCCUCAUCCACUUCCCCAUUGAGCAUGAGCAGCCACUAAGUGCCAUUUGGAAACAGUUUGAGGAUGUGCAGAAAGAGGGCUUGACGAGAAGCAUUGGUGUAUCCAAUUUUCGCAUCCAGGAUUUUGAAGCAAUUUUAGACAAGGCCAAUGUCAUUCCAGCUGUCAAUCAAAUCGAAUAUCACCCUUACGUGUUUAACGCCAACCAGUCAGUGAUGAAGUACAUGAAGGAGAAGAAUAUUCUCCCCGCAUCUUAUGGUGGAUUGUCUCCUGUAAUACGCUUCAGAGGGGGGACGCUAGAUCCGGUGCUCAUAUCUGUUGCCGGGCGGGUGAGCAAGACGGCGGGACAGACUGUCACAGAGGGGCAAGUCCUACAAUUGUGGCUCAAAGCGAAGCAAAUCCCUGUCAUCACCACAACCUCUAAGGCUGAGCGCGUCCAAGAAUAUUUAGCAGCAGAGGCUUUACCCGAUCUCACUCUCGAAGAAGUGUCGGCGAUCGAUGAAGCAGGCACGAAAGUCCAUCAUCGUUAUUUCGCCAAAUACUGGGAUAACGAGGGGUCUGCUCUAUAG
This is a messenger RNA of Fibroporia radiculosa, 879 nucleotides long. RefSeq lists its product as uncharacterized. The transcript is spliced from 4 exons. NCBI's taxonomy places the organism in Eukaryota, Fungi, Basidiomycota, Agaricomycetes, Polyporales, Fibroporiaceae. The coding region runs from base 1 to 879 and encodes 292 amino acids. The record is from RefSeq and is a predicted model, not a curated record. Gene Ontology annotation, molecular function: oxidoreductase activity, acting on NAD(P)H as acceptor.